AUGGCGCAGCAGGGCGUCGCGAUGACGCAGAAGUCGCACUUUGCGCGAUCGACGCGGGCGUCGAUGCGAUCGGGCGCGCGCGCGACGCGCGGGGCGCGCGCGGUCGCGCCGCGCGCGGCGGGCGCGGAUGAUUUCACGCCGGAAAAGUUCAUGGCGAAGUACGACGAGAUUUCGUACAAGAUUCCGCCGCUGUUGACGGCGGCGGCGGUGCCCGUCGUGGGGUUGUCGCUGCUGUGCAAGACGCUCACGGGACACGGCUUGCCGGGGACGGCGCUCGGCUCGAUCGAGGGGAUCUCUUGGCUCGUGCUCCCGCUCGGGGCGAAGUCGUUCUGGCCGAAGGCGCAAGACAUCGCGCGAUUGAAGGAUAAGACGCCGGAGAACGUGCUUAAGAUUUUGCAGACGGAGGGACGCGCGUACGGCGGAUUCGGCGAAGAUAGCCGAGGAAAGAACGCGACGGAACGCCUUAAUUCGAUCGCGAGUGAGGUCGAUCCGAACUCGCCGCUCGGUCAGCAAAUGGCUGAUAUCGCUAGGCAAAAGGCUGAGCGCGAGAAGGAAACGCCCGAGCAACAGGCUGAACGGGAACGACUUCGCGCGGAACUCGCGGCGUCGGCGCUCGGCAUGGCGAACGCCAAGACGGCUGAAUUCGAAGCGGAGGCGGACACCAAGGGUAAAGACGGGUUGUUGGCGAAGCCGGUGACGGAAACGCUCAAGGACAGCAUGACUGUUGAAAACUACGACGUCGACGUGACGAAGUAUGACGACAAGGCGCUCGGAUCGAAGCUCAACUUGUCCUCCACGGAUAUCGAAAAGGGCGUGCCGAAGAACAACAAGGGCGAUGCCUGGCGCGAACAGUACCGCACGGAAGAAAACGCCGAAGGUGCGAAGGAAGAUUAA
Messenger RNA from Ostreococcus lucimarinus CCE9901, 894 nucleotides. RefSeq lists its product with no specific name. The record is from RefSeq and is a predicted model, not a curated record. The transcript has a single exon. The coding region runs from base 1 to 894 and encodes 297 amino acids. NCBI's taxonomy places the organism in Eukaryota, Viridiplantae, Chlorophyta, Mamiellophyceae, Mamiellales, Bathycoccaceae.